Molecule: messenger RNA, 619 nt
Organism: Epinephelus lanceolatus (giant grouper)
Lineage: Eukaryota; Metazoa; Chordata; Actinopteri; Perciformes; Serranidae
Gene: cox6b1
Product: cytochrome c oxidase subunit 6B1
Cellular component (GO): mitochondrion; respiratory chain complex IV
Source: RefSeq, a predicted model, not a curated record
GUCCGCCAUACCGUUAUGAUAGGACUGCACGCAUGCAUUAUCUUUGGAGCGCGCGCGCGCGCGGUGCACACUGCUUAUCGGAGGAACGAGACACUUUCGCCGUCCGGUAUAAAAGUCACGUCGAGCUCGAGCGAGGAACUGCUACGAAGUAUCCAUUAGUGACAUUUUCGUGACAGAGGUGAAAAUGGCUGAUGACAUUCAGACCAAACUUCAGAAUUACCGCACUGCUCCCUUCGAUGCCAGAUUUCCCAACUCGAACCAGACCAGGAACUGCUGGUCCAACUACCUGGACUAUCACCGCUGCCAAAAAGCUCUGGAUGCUAAAGGAGUAGACAACGCCCCCUGUGACUGGUACAAGAGGGUCUACAAAUCACUCUGUCCCUUAUCCUGGGUCCAGAAAUGGGAUGACCAGAGAGAAGAGGGAACCUUUCCGGGAAAAAUCUAAGACUGCCAUCUGCAAAGCUGUCGGUCUGCAACGAUGUAACCUUAACAGCUAAAUGUUUGUAGACGUGGUGGGAGAGCUCGUGGCUCUGCCCUUUAACUGAAUAAUCAUUCCUUAUAAAUACAGUGAAAUGUACAGCAGAAUCUGCAUUAAAGUAUCUCAGGAUAUAUUUAUGUA